Messenger RNA from Hyaloperonospora brassicae, 3897 nucleotides. NCBI's taxonomy places the organism in Eukaryota, Oomycota, Peronosporomycetes, Peronosporales, Peronosporaceae. The record is from the annotation of a GenBank genome assembly.
AUGGCGCCCUCAAGGGAGCGAAGUCCCGAAGAGCGCACGCCGCUGCUGCAGGGCGUGACGGCCACGCACGGCGCCACCAGCACGUCCGACAAGCCGGCGGCCACGUGGAUGCCCGUGGACACACCCGGUCUGGGCGACCGCUGCCCGUCCCAGCUGUCGGGCUGCCUCAGCAAUGUCUUUUUCUCGUGGGUCACGCCCCUCAUGAAGCUGGGCAACGAGCGCCCGCUCGAGAGCGACGACCUGUUCCAGCUGGACCCGCACAACCGUGCGGCCAACGUGUCUCGGACGUUUGCCGAGGCGUGGGAGCAGCAGAAGCGCUCGAAGAAGCCCAGUCUCGUGUGGGCAAUCACGAAAGCUUUCGGCUUCAAGUUCGUUGUGGCCGGCGUGCUCAAGCUCAUCCACGACUCGCUGCAGUUCGUGGGGCCCAUGAUCAUCAAGAACAUCAUUGCGUACCUGAGCGACCCGACGGCGCCGCUGUCCGAGGGCCUCACGUACACUGGUGUGGUCUUCGUGUCCGGUGUCGUGCAGUCCUUUGCGCUACGCCAGUACUUUUUUUACUGCUAUGAAACGGGUCUGCAGUUUCGCAGCGCCGUGGUGACGGCCGUCUUUGAAAAGUCGAUACUACUGUCGGCUGCAGCCCGACAGCAGCGGACGUCGGGCGAGAUCACGAACCUCAUGUCCAUUGAUGCACAGCGUCUGCAGGACAUGACGCCCUACUUGCACGCUGUAUGGUACGCGGCGUUCCAAAUCACCGUGUCGUGUGUCUUGCUCUGGAAGCAAAUUGGCGUUGCCACGUUCGCGGGCGUCGCUGUGAUCUUGUUGAUGAUCCCACUCAUGACGUUCAUUUCGAAGGCCAUGCGCAAGCUGCAACAGCGCUUGAUGGAGGUCAAAGAUGAGCGCAUUAAGGUGUGUGUCGAGAUAUUGUCGGGCAUCAAGGUUGUGAAGCUCAAGGCAUGGGAAAACUCGUUUAGUCGGCGCGUGAUGAAUUUUCGCGAGGAAGAGCUGGCGCGUCUGAGAUCGUACGUGUUUGCACGCAGCGGGUCGGACACGAUUUUCAGCUUUAUACCGUCGCUCGUGACGAUCGUUUCGUUUAGCGCGUAUGUGAUCCUGGGCCAUACGCUGGACGUGGGCACAGCGUUGACAAGUCUGGCUCUGUUCAACAUCCUGCGCUUUCCAUUGUUCAUGCUUCCGCAGGUUCUGAACAAUGUGGUAGAGGCGAGCGUGAGUUUCGAGCGUCUGCGCACUUACUUUCUAGCAGAAGAGCGCAAAGUAGUGGGCGAGGGCGACCUGAAAGAGAUUGGCAUUUUGGUGCAAGAUGCGGACUUCAAAUGGGACGCAGCUUUGCCAGCUGGUAGCGACGAAACGAACGAUGACAUGAGGGAUGAAGGAGGAGCAUUGGUGACGUCUGUGGCAGAGGGUCCGAUACUCCACCACAUCAACUUUUCAGCCAAGGCUGGCGAGCUGCACGCAGUUGUGGGCUAUGUCGGCAGCGGUAAAUCGACUCUGUUGGCAGGCAUACUGGGCGACGCUCGUUGCAGCGUUGGCUCGGUGGCGAUUCGGGGUCGAGUGGCGUAUGUAUCGCAGCAGCCAUUCAUCCAGAAUGCUACGGUGCGCAACAACAUUACGUUCGGCCUUCCGUUCAAUGCUGACAAGUACGUGGAAGCUCUGCGCGUGAGCUCGUUAGCGGAGGAUAUAAGCAUUCUACCUGCCGGAGACCGCACCGAAAUUGGUGAGAAGGGCAUUAACCUUAGUGGUGGACAGCGCACGCGUGUGGCUAUUGCUCGUGCCGUGUACCAAGAUGCCGACAUCUACCUGCUGGAUGAUAUUCUGUCCGCAGUUGACAGCCACGUAGGAGCUGACAUAUUUCACGAAUGCAUCAAAAAGACCUUGAAGGACAAGCUUGUAGUGCUGGUGACGCACUCGCUGAGAUUUCUCGGUCAGUGCGAUGAGAUCACCGUGAUCGCCAACGGAAGAAUCGCCGAGCACGGAUCGUACAAAAAACUGAUGUCGAGGAAGAAAUUGCUGGCUCAUAUGGUGUCGAACUACACUGAGAGCGAGAAAGAGGAGGACAGUGAGCAUUUGGCGGCAGAGGAUAUCGAUGACGUGAAAGUGGAGUCGUGUGAUGAGAAGCCGGAGACUACCGGCCGCAGCAAGUCGAGCGCGAGUGGUGUGCUUUGCCGUUCCCGCGUGUCGUCGGUGUGGAGUGAAGACAGUCAAGUUGCUGCGGGAAAUGGAGGCCAGCUGAUUGUCAAAGAGGACCGCUCCGUGGGCGACGUGUCGUGGUCGGUGUACGGUGUGUGGGUCAGCGCUUUCGGUGGCACGCGUGCUGCUUUCGUGGUCGUGCUAGCUUUCUCUGUUGCUCAAAGUUUGACCGUGUCGGCGACGUUGUGGAUUUCUUACUGGUCCGAGCAGGCGACGAAGUAUCCGGACUCGCAACUGUACUACGUGUACGUGUACGGGCUGAUAAAUAUGGCGUUCGUUGCAAUGCUGUUCGUUCGUGUGGCUCUCUUGUAUUUGGGCUCGCUCCACGCAAGCCGCCUGCUUUUUGACAAGCUGCUAAACCGUAUUUUGCGUGCGCCGACCUCUUUCUUUGACACAACGCCGCUCGGUCGCAUUGUGAACCGCUUAUCGAAAGACGUUUAUACACUGGAUGAAUCGAUUCCCGGCACGCGGUACUUCAUAAAGACUUCUCGCGAGCUGCAGCGCCUGGACUCCAUUAGUCGUUCUCCGAUCUUUGCGCUGCUGUCGGAAACACUGGAUGGUCUCUCAACUAUACGAGCUUUUGGUGUGGAAAAAAGUUUCAUCGAUCACAAUAACUAUCUCUUGGACAACAACCAGCGCGCAUAUUUCCUAAACUUUACGGUGAACUGCUGGCUGGCUCUACGCCUGGAGUUCGUCGGUACGUGUAUUGCGACUGCUGCUGCGCUUACAGCUGUCCUAGCUCACGGCACAAAUGCCACUGAGGGCACCGCUUACGCUGGCAUUAUUGGCGUAUCGCUCGCGUAUGCGUUCACGAUCACUCAGCCGCUUAACUGGUCUGUCCGCAUGCUCAGUCAAUUGCAAACGCAAAUGGUGUCAAUAGAGCGCAUCCAGACGUACACGGAGAUUCCGAUCGAAGCUGCUUUGACGAGCAGUGCUUAUCAAAAACCGCCGCCAGAGUGGCCAACAGCUGGUGCCAUCAGCUUCCAUCGCGUUGAUCUACGAUACCGUCCUGGUCUUUCACGCGUGCUUCGUAGUCUGACCUUCACCGUUAAUCCAAAGGAGAAGAUCGGUAUUGUGGGCCGAACGGGUGCGGGCAAGAGUAGCUUGAUUGUAGGUCUCAUGCGUCUUGUGGAGCUGGAUGCGGGCACCAUUACAAUCGACGGUGUGGACAUCAGCAAAAUUGGUUUGCACGACUUGCGUACCAAAAUUGCCAUCAUUCCGCAGGACCCCGUGCUGUUCUCGGGCACAGUGCGUUCGAAUCUCGAUCCGUUUGAUAAGUUCCCCGAUGAUGAGAUCUGGACGUCGAUAAAACGCGCAUCGCUACUGAAGGCUGUAACCUCGUUGGACUCCGCCGUGGACGAGAAAGGCUCAAACUUUAGUGUGGGUGAACGCCAGCUGCUCUCCAUCGCACGCGCGCUUCUGAAGCGGUCGAAGGUGAUCCUGAUGGACGAGGCCACUGCGUCGGUCGACCCGGAGACAGACCGGCAGAUCCAACAGAGUAUCCGCGAGGAGUUCCGUGAUUGCACUACGUUGACGAUCGCGCACCGCAUCAAUACCAUCCUGGACUCUGACCGCAUAUUGGUGAUGGAGAAGGGAUCAGUGGCUGAGUUUGGGUCGCCAACUGAGCUGCAGCGCAAACCAGACGGCAUUUUCAAGUCUCUUGUGGACGCCUGGCGCCGGGGCAGCGAGGCGUAG